CGAAAUCAACCACAUGGAGAUCUUCACUAUCUUCCCUUCAUGGCUUCUUACAACAACACUAGUUUUCUUCAUGUUCUGCAUGUUUCUAUACACUCUAAGAUCAAAUAAAUCAUCCAUAACAACCCCCAAGCUUCCCCCAAACCCUCCAAAGCUUCCAAUAAUUGGAAACUUGCACAAACUAAUAGGUAAAUCUCGUCACGAAGCCCUUUGGCAACUCUCCAAAGAAUAUGGUCCAGUUAUGCUAUUUUAUAUAGGCUCAAAACCAUACCUUAUCAUCUCUUCUCCUGCCAUGGCCAAACAAGUCUUGAAAACACAAGAUCAUAUAUUUUGUUCCCGUCCAUUGUCCAAAGGCGCGAAGCGGCUAACUUACAACUACUUGGACAUCGGAUUCUCCCCUCAAAGCGAUCACCGAAGGGAGAUGCGCAAGAUUUUGGUGUCUGAGUUCCUUGGUCCCAAAAGAGCUCGAUUGUUUAAUCAUGUGUUGGUGUCCGAGAUUGAAACCAUGGUUCGUUUAAUAGGGUCACAUCCACCAAACGUUGCAGUAAACCUAAACAAGUUGUUUUUAGCAACGGUCAAAGGGGUGGUGUGCAAGGUGGCGUUUGGUAACAACUAUAGACAACAACCAAUUAAGGGCCCGUCAUGGGAAGUGUUGGUUUAUGAAGCCCUGGAAAUGUUGGGUGGAUGGCUCGGGGAUUCUUUUCCAUGGGCGGGCCGAUUUAUAGAUUAUGUUAGUGGAUGGAACGAUAAGCUCGAGACAUGCUUUACUAAUCUUGAUGCAUACAUCGAGUCGAUCAUCGAUGAUCAUAAGAGUCAAAUUGCAGAAGUAACUGAUGAAGAAAAGGAUUUUGUGCAUGCUUUACUUGAGUUGUCUUCCGAAGAUAAUACUUCUGGCCAUCGGUUGACCAAAGAAGAUGUCAAAGCGCUUAUAAUGGACGUACUCACUGCCGGAGUUGAUACGACUCUUGUGACGUUGGUGUGGGUAAUGUCUGAGAUCGCCAGAAGUGUUAGAGUGAAGCAAAAGUUGCAAACUGAAAUCCGAAACCACACAGGACGAACACCCAAAGUAGAUGUAUUGGACAUUGCAAAAAUGACAUACUUGAAAAUGGUGGUAAAAGAAACAUUAAGACUACACGCUCCUGCGCCAUUAUUAAUCCCACAUGAAUGCAUGAGCCAUUGUCAAAUUGGCGGUUAUGACGUCUUACCUGGGACGAGUGCUUUAAUCAACGCGUGGGGAAUAGGAAGAGAUCCAAGCACUUGGGGAGAGAAUGCGGCUGAGUUCUAUCCAGAAAGGUUUGAAAAGUUUGAGGUUGAUUUUGAGAUGGUCCCGUUUGGCGGUGGACGAAGAUCGUGUCCAGCCAAGAACAUGGCUCCUGCAACUGUUGAGUUUGUGAUAGCAAACCUUCUUUACUGGUUUGAUUGGGAAGUUCCUGAUGGAGUUAAAAGUGAAGAUUUGAAUAUGCAAGAAGAGGGUAUCUUAGUUCUCCGUAAGAAAGUACCACUUCGCCUUGUGCCCACAAAGUAUAAUUGGGAUGAUUAGUAAGUAAUCAGCUUUUUUUAUGUAUAAAAUUAAGUGUUAGAACAAGAAAUCCAUAUAUUCAAUGUUUUAUUUGGCAGAUGGAACUGUAAGCUAGAGAAAUGUUUUAGUAAUCUUAAUGCUUAUACAUAAAUGAUGUCGACCAACAUCAUAAUCAUAACAUUGCAGAAGUGAUGAUGACAAAGAUUUUGUUCAUAAUUUAAUUAAC
This is a messenger RNA of Helianthus annuus (common sunflower), 1742 nucleotides long. Its product is annotated as parthenolide synthase. The record is from RefSeq and is a predicted model, not a curated record. Lineage: Eukaryota; Viridiplantae; Streptophyta; Magnoliopsida; Asterales; Asteraceae. The transcript is spliced from 2 exons. Gene Ontology annotation, molecular function: heme binding; iron ion binding; monooxygenase activity. The coding region runs from base 14 to 1537 and encodes 507 amino acids.